GGAAGGAUCUGGAUGCACCAGAUCCACAAGUCCUGAUGUCUUUAAAAGAACUGACCUGGGGAAUAGGGCUCAUCUAGGAGCUGUGACAUUCACCUUGACUCUAGUGGAAGUCCAAUAGCCAGUCCCCUGUUGGCCUACAACUGGGCACCAUGAGGGCCUGUGUCCCCCUGACAGUGGCUGUGCUCUGUGGCCUAGCCUGGGCUGGAAACCUUGAAUCAUGUGCAUCGCGUUGCAAUGAGAAGUUUCACCGAGGUGCUGCCUGCCAGUGUGACCGCCGGUGUUCCCGGCACGGGGACUGCUGUGACGACUACGAACAUCUGUGUACCGCCAAGGAGGAGCCAGAGGAAUUCCUGGAACUGGAAGAGGAGGGCCCGGACAACAGCUUGUACUCGGCACCCAGCUCCUGCCAGGGCCGCUGCCGCGAAGCCUUCGACAAGCACCACCCCUGCCACUGCAAUGACCGCUGCCAAGAGUUUGGGAACUGCUGCAAGGAUUUUGAGAGCCUGUGUGCCAACCACGAGGGCUUCUCCCACAGCAGUGAUGCCAUAACCAAAGAGGAGCUUCAGAGCAUCUCUGAGAAGAUCUACAAGGCAGAUGUCAACAAAGCCCAGAAGAGUGACAUCGUUCUCAACAGCCAAAAUCGCAUCUCCCCUUCAGAGUCAGGAGACCAAGUGGAUCGCUGCCCAGAGCCGCUCUUCACCUAUGUCAAUGAGCAGCUGUUCUCCAAGCCCACCUAUGCAGCCUUCAUUAACCUGCUCAACAACUACCAGCGGGCGACAGGCCACGGGGAGCAUUUCAGUGCCCAGCAGCUGGCUGAGCAAGGUGUCUUCCUCAGUGAGAUCAUGAAGACAGCAGUCAUGAAGGAGCUCUACAGCUUCCUCCACCACCAGAAUCGCUACAGCUCAGAAGAAGAGUUUGUUGACGACUUGAAGAAUAUGUGGUUUGGGCUCUAUUCAAGAGGCAAUGAAGAGGCGGACUCAAGUGGCUUUGAACAUGUCUUCUCAGGUGAAAUCAAAAAGGGCAAAGUCACCGGCUUCCAUAACUGGAUCCGCUUCUACCUGCAGGAGAAGGAGGGCCUGGUUGACUACUACAGCCAUAUCUAUGAUGGACCUUGGGAUUCCUACCCUGACGUGUUAGCCAUGCAGUUCAACUGGGAUGGCUACUAUAAGGAAGUGGGCUCAGCUUUCAUUGGUAGCAGCCCUGAGUUUGAGUUUGCACUCUAUUCCUUGUGCUUCAUCGCCAGGCCAGGCAAAGUGUGCCAGCUAAGCCUGGGUGGAUAUCCUUUGGCCAUUCAGACCUAUCCCUGGGACAAGACUACCUAUGGAAAUGGCAGGAAAUACAUUGCCACAGCCUAUGUGGUGUCUUCCACCCAGUAGAGCAGAACUGUGAGCCAGAAAGGGCCAUGAGGGCAGAGGGGGGGCUCUUGCAGGACUGAGGUGCUGUAUACUCUGGACUGGAAAAGGGAGGGAAGAGGCUGGGAGGAAAUCCCACAUGAGUGAAAAAGAACCCCCAAACCAAAAACGCCUAUACAGAGGGAGAAAAGAAACAAAUUUGAGAAUGCAGAGAAACAGUCAAACAUUUACCAUCCAGUAUCUUAACAACAUAGACUAAGAAACAAAGUCCAGAUGGAGGCGGUGGAAGCCCUUGAUGACUCUUUGCUCUGAUGUGUGGUGGAACCACGAGCGAGUCCUUUGGCCUCACAGUGCCUCGUGCUUCCCUCUAACGUAAAGGGAAGGGGUCUACCCCUUUUCCCAUUUUGGGGGUUGGCGAGAGGACAAACCUGAUGAUAUAUUUACUGAGGUGUUUUCAAUUGUUCUUAGGAAGAACUGCUGAUAGAAAUAGAAGAGUACUUUAAUGGCUGUUAUUGUUUACAGCUCUGCAAACUGCAAUUUGGCCCUGUGUCAGGGGCCUCAAAGACGUCAGGUCACAGAAACCAACCAGUGUGCCUUUGGUCUUUUCUAGUGUGAGAUCCUUUUGGAACAGAGUCUGGGAGAACUCUGCCAUAGAACAGAGCAGAGUGAUGGUUGGGGCAGUGAGUGGGCUGGGGCGGGGCGUCUUCCUUCAGGUUCGAGUGUUUUGUGGCCAACUCAGUAUCUGCUUCCAGAAGCUUCCUGUUUAUAGAUAGUUAGUGCAUUUACACUCUUAGGUUUUGAUCCCAAAUAGUCUUUUUUUUUUUUUUUUUUUUUUAUAGAAUUCCCUUAAGAGGAGGAGGAUUUAGCAUCAGAAAAAGAAAGGAACCUAUAACCUGUUCUCUAUUAAGGCUUAGCCAGCUGCUAUAAUUUGAAUUACUCUAGAUGGGAGACCAGGGAAAUUGCUCCCUGUCUCCACCACAAUGAUGCAUUUCUCCCCUGGGCCCACUUGGAGCCAGAUCCUGCUCCACAGAGUCAGGCCUGCACCCUGGCUUAGAGGGGUCAGGUCUCCAAUGAAAGCUAUUAAACAAAACAAAACAAAACCCGAAACGUGUCUCUUCUUUCUCUAUGGCUCCCUUGACUGUCGGUCUCCCUACCUUCUGGAGCUGGGCUGGGAA
Messenger RNA from Sciurus carolinensis (gray squirrel), 2527 nucleotides. It is a transcript of the gene Endou, whose product is annotated as endonuclease, poly(U) specific. Lineage: Eukaryota; Metazoa; Chordata; Mammalia; Rodentia; Sciuridae. The coding region runs from base 150 to 1376 and encodes 408 amino acids. The transcript has 10 exons. The record is from RefSeq and is a predicted model, not a curated record. Gene Ontology annotation, biological process: immune response. Gene Ontology annotation, molecular function: RNA endonuclease activity; polysaccharide binding; scavenger receptor activity.